CCUUCCCUCCGUCCCGCCCCCUCCAGCCCCUGCUGCCCGGCUCCUACAGGCCCCCUCGCUGCCCGCGUUCCUAUGGACAGACGCACAGACACCUGCAGGAAAGACACUGCUGAUCCUGUAACAUGGAGGAUUGCCUUCAUACCUCAUCUGAGAAUCUAUCCAAAUUGGUCAGCUGGGCCCACAGCCAUGGGACCAUUUGCAGCCUCAUUCCAAACCUGAAACAUUUGCUUUCGGAAGGUUCCCAUGGGAAUCUGACAGCAAUGUGGGGCUGUAGUGCGGGCCAUGCUUAUCACUGGCCACUGACAGCUACUUGCAGAGCUGGCUCCCAAGAAAGGGUCUGUUUCCAGGAUAACAGAAGUUUUAACUCUGAUAGUCCCAGUAUAAUUGGAGUGCCCUCUGAGACACAAACUAGCCCCGUUGAAAGGUACCCUGGGAGACCAGUGAAAGCAAAGCUAGACUGUAAUCGGACCAGAGACUCUUGUGACUUCUCUUAUUGCAGUGAGCCCUCUGAACUGGAUGAAGCUGUUGAAGAGUAUGAAGAUGAAAACACUCUGUUUGACAUGGUUUGUGAAUCUUCUGUUACAGAUGAGGAUAGUGACUUUGAACCCCAAACCCAAAGGCCUCAAAGCAUUGCUCGAAAAAGGCCUGGAAUAGUCCCAUCUUCUCUCCAUUCAAGCUCCCAAGCUCAGAUGAUUGAUGAAUGCAGCAGUGAUGUGAUCAUUAAGAAAAUCAAACAGGAGAUUCCUGAAGAUUAUUAUAUUGUGGCGAAUGCAGAGCUGACCGGAGGGGUAGAUGGACCAGCCCUCUCAUUGACGCAGAUGGCAAAACCUAAGCCUCAGACUCAUGCUGGUCCCUCCUGUAUAGGGUCUGCUAAGCUGAUUCCCCAUGCAACAUCUGCCAUCAGCACAGAGCUAGACCCACAUGGUAUGUCUGCAUCCCCCUCUGUGAUGUCUAGACCAGUCGUCCAGAAGACUGGUAGGGUAUCUUUGGCUUCACCAAACAGAGGACCCACUAGUGCCCAUGGCACCAGCCAGCAGGUGGCCAUACAGAUGCCGGUGAGCACAUCCCAUCCUAACAAACAGAUCAGCAUCCCUUUGUCUGCCCUGCAGCUGCCUGGACAGGAUGAGCAAGUUGCUUCUGAAGAGUUCCUGUCCCAUCUGCCCAGCCAGGUCUCCUCCUGUGAGGUGGCCCUUUCUCCCUCAGUUAACACAGAGCCAGAAGUGAGCUCCAGUCAGCAGCAGCCCCCAGUUGCUCCGACCAUAACCACUGAGGCCACGGCACAGUGCAUACCAGACCAGGAUGAAAGAGCAGCUGAGCUCAGCAGGGAGCAGAAUGAGAAAACCAUCCGGAGCACGCAGACCGCGCUCCGCAAUUUCCCCUAUUCUACUAAGCUCAACAAAUUUCCUGUAUUUAAUAUGAAUGAUGACUUGAAUGAUCUGUGUACCAGUGCAGUAAGCCCAAAUACGACCAAAGCAACACGGUAUGCCCUGAAUGUGUGGCGAUAUUGGUGUAUGACCAAUGGGCUCAAAGAUCACACAGACAUCACCAAGAUCCCUGCAGUGAAGCUGAACGAGCUGCUCGAGAACUUUUAUGUCACCGUUAAGAAGAGCGACGGCUCAGACUUCCUGGCCACGUCGCUGCACGCCAUCCGCCGAGGCCUGGACCGCAUCCUGAAGAAUGCGGGCGUGGGCUUCUCCAUCACCAGCAGCACCUUCAGCUCCUCCACCAAGAAGCUCAAGGAGAAGCUGUGGGUGCUGAGUAAGGCAGGGAUGUCAGGUGCCCGUUCUCGCAACAUCGUCUACUUCUCCCUCUCUGAUGAGGAGGAGAUGUGGCAGGCAGGGUGUCUGGGGGAUGACAGCCCCAUCACCCUUCUGUCCACCGUGGUCAAGUACAACAGCCAAUACCUGAAUAUGCGGACGCUGCAGGAGCAUGCUGAUCUGAUGUAUGGUGACAUCGAGCUGCUCAAAGACCCACAGAACCAGCCCUAUUUCGCCCGGACAGACAGUGUCAAGCGGGAGAGUCGGAGUGGUUCCACUCGAGUGUGCCACGGGAAGAUCUACCAUGAGCAUUCCAGGGGACACAAACAGUGCCCUUACUGCCUCCUCUACAAGUACAUGUACAUCCACCGACCACCCACCCAGAUGGAGGCCAAGUCCCCUUUCUACCUUACCGCCAGGAAGGAGGCCACAGACAUGGGCAGCGUGUGGUACGAGGAACAGAGGAUGGGACUGAGGUCUCUUCGGGGAAUUGUCCCGAACUUAGCCAAGAAGGUCAAGCUGGAAAACUGUGAGAACUUCACCUUCGUCUCAUUUACUCAGGUCUCCAGGAGGCUUGGCUCCCACAGCUGCUGCCAGUGAGUCUCCCCUGGGUCCCGGCCACCACCCAACACACCUGGCAGGGGGGCGCUCCCCCCGCAGCCAAGGCCAGAGUUCUGAGGUGGCAGGGAUGACCGUGAUUUCAUGGUCAGGCUGGUCCCUGUCAGUGGGACUUCCUAUUUCUUUGACUUUGCAUUUGUUUUUUUAACUGAAAGUAGAUGAAUCUUUAGGAUGUUUUAUCCAGAUGUGUGUCACCUUUGUUAAAUUAUAGAGUCUAACGCACUGUAUAAAUUACUACAUACACAAGAGUGAGGAAGUUCAUUUUAUCUAGUGCCUUUUUAGCACAGAUUUUCUCAAAAAAAAUAAAAGGGAGUGGGGAAGAAAACCAUUUAAGUAGUCAUUAAAAAAAAAUCCCAGUAGCCUAGUAGCUUUAGAAUGUUAUACACACUUUGUGGAAUUACACUCACAGUGAGGAGCUAGGAAGGGAGAGGCAGACGUGUUAACUAUUUCCAGGAGAAAAAUGGCACCUGGCACUCCUCCUUAUGUUUUGUUGAUGGAUAAGUGGGUCCUGCAGAGCAAGCAGCCUUGGUUGAUGGAAGGUCGUGGAGCUACGCUCAGUCACACUGAUAGGAAAGUGGGGACUGCUCUCAGCCCUGGGAGGACUUGACCUCUGCAUCAGUGGAGACAGUUUUAUGAGAAAAGAUUAAUGCACCAAACGGUGCUUGUGAGAACAAGGUUUCCGAUGAACUAGAUGGUUUGUACAAUAAGGGAAUUUCUAGUAGUAGAGAAAGUGUCUUGGAAAAGCGGUCUGCGAUCAAAACGUGAAAAACCUCCUGAAGCAGAAGUGCCUACGUUUUCUUUCUCAGCGUCAUGUGAAAGCUAUUUUCGUUUGAACAUUUUUUAGAGUUUGUUUUUUUUCAUCUGUUCCUUGUGUCAUACAGUUGUUCCAGCAUAUAGCACUGGACUGUAAAACAACUGAAAGUAAUUUUCAGGCGUAACCAGGAAAAUCCAACAGAACAAGCUGCAAAGAAAACAAAUUCCAAAACAUGUUUAUUAAAGAGUUUUGAAAUAUUUUUGUCAAAGUAUGACUCUUUCAGCCACAAGAGAUCUCAUCAUUUUAGGUUGGCACCAAUGCUUGGGACACGAGGAUGUAGGCAACCUACCAGGUAAGCAAACCCAGCAACAAGCACAGAAUUGAAAAAUCAGACCAUGAUGAUAGGUUAUCAGUGU
Molecule: messenger RNA, 3545 nt
Organism: Aethalodelphis obliquidens (Pacific white-sided dolphin)
Lineage: Eukaryota; Metazoa; Chordata; Mammalia; Artiodactyla; Delphinidae
Product: KIAA1958 ortholog
Exons: 5
Coding region: 123-2357 (744 amino acids)
Source: RefSeq, a predicted model, not a curated record